Messenger RNA from Neoarius graeffei (lesser salmon catfish), 5706 nucleotides. It is a transcript of the gene dlg2, whose product is annotated as discs, large homolog 2 (Drosophila). The record is from RefSeq and is a predicted model, not a curated record. Gene Ontology annotation, cellular component: neuromuscular junction; postsynaptic density membrane; neuron projection. The transcript has 25 exons. Gene Ontology annotation, biological process: chemical synaptic transmission. NCBI's taxonomy places the organism in Eukaryota, Metazoa, Chordata, Actinopteri, Siluriformes, Ariidae. Gene Ontology annotation, molecular function: kinase binding. The coding region runs from base 100 to 2850 and encodes 916 amino acids.
CACACACUUACUUUACUAGCCAGAGAGAGGGGAGCUGUAUUGUCGAGGCUGUACACACUGUACUGUCUGCCUGAAGCCUGUGCUCACACACUUGCAGCCAUGCAGGAGCAGUGGCAGAGCAGCUCUGAGAACAGGCCGCCGGCAGUUCAGGGCUCCCAGCAGCAGACCCACACUCCGGCCUGUCUGAACCCCAGCCCAAACCCGGCCCUGAUGAACUCGCCCUGGUAUCAUUAUCAGGAUGACGAGUCACCACCGGAGCACAGUUACCCCCGAUUGACUGGUGAGGUGCGAGCGCCAGAGCUGGUGCAUGUAUCCGAGAGGAACCUGUCAGAGAUUGAGAACGUGCAUGGCUACGUCUCCCACUCACAUAUCUCACCACUGAAGGCAAGCCCAGCACCAAUUAUAGUCAACACAGACACUCUGGAGUCGGUACCUUAUGUCAAUGGGACAGAAAUUGAAUACGAAUUUGAAGAGAUUACGCUAGAACGGGGUAACUCAGGGUUGGGGUUCAGUAUAGCAGGUGGGACAGAUAAUCCACACAUCGGAGACGAUCCUGGAAUCUUCAUCACCAAGAUCAUCCCUGGUGGUGCAGCAGCUGAGGAUGGCAGGCUCCGGGUGAAUGACUGUAUCCUGCGUGUGAAUGAAGUGGACGUGUCUGAGGUGUCCCACAGCAGGGCUGUAGAGGCGCUGAAGGUGGCUGGUUCUAUUGUUCGACUCUACGUGCGCAGAAGAAGACCCAUGCUGGAGACCAUCGUCGAAAUCAAACUCAUCAAAGGACCAAAAGGGCUGGGGUUCAGUAUUGCGGGUGGAGUGGGUAACCAGCACAUUCCGGGCGAUAACAGCAUCUACGUUACUAAGAUAAUUGACGGAGGAGCGGCACAGAAGGAUGGCAGGUUACAGGUUGGGGACAGGCUCCUCAUGGUUAAUAACUACACUCUAGAGGAGGUGACUCAUGAGGAGGCAGUAGCUAUACUGAAGAACACAUCAGAUGUUGUGUAUUUGAAGGUGGGAAAGCCCACUAGUGUUUACCUUUCAGAUCCCUAUGGGCCUCCCGAUAUUACCCACUCAUUUUCCCCUGCUAUGGAUAAUCAUAUCUCUGGUAAUAACGGGACUCUGGAGUAUAAGUCUAGUCUUCCCGCCAUCUCCCCUGGACGUUACUCACCCCUGCCGCGCCACCUGCUGGGGGAGGAAGACAUUAACAGGUUGGAUGGCUUUUCAUUCUUACGAAAUCCCUCCUUAGAUGACACUGAGGGCCACAGGUUUGAGUCCCAGCACUUCCAGUUGAGGCCUCCAGAGCCAGUUUACAGCACUGUGAAUAAACUGUGUGAUCGUGCUCCUUCUCCCCGUCACUACUCCCCUGUGGAGUUUGAUAAAAGCCCAAUGCACUCCGUCCCUUUCCCCCACUAUCACGUAGGUGUGCUCCCUGACUCCGACAUUACCAGGGAACCGAGGAAGAUUGUACUGCAUAAGGGCUCCACCGGACUGGGCUUUAACAUCGUAGGAGGAGAAGAUGGCGAGGGAAUCUUUGUGUCCUUUAUCCUGGCAGGAGGACCGGCUGACCUGAGUGGCGAGCUGAGAAGAGGAGACCAGAUCCUGUCUGUAAAUGGCAUUGAUUUGCGUGGAGCUACACAUGAACAGGCUGCAGCUGCACUCAAGGGAGCGGGCCAGACGGUGGCGAUCGUUGCCCAAUACCGGCCUGAGGAACUUGCGCUGUGCUCUCCACGUCGGGCCGCGCCUCCAGCCUCAGAGUACGGGCGUUUUGAGGCCAAGAUUCAUGACCUGAGAGAGCAGAUGAUGAACCACAGUAUGAGCUCCGGAUCAGGAUCCCUCCGAACCAAUCAGAAACGCUCCCUCUAUGUCAGGGCCCUGUUUGACUACGACCGGUUGAAGGACAGUGGCUUGCCCAGUCAGGGUCUUAGCUUCCGUUAUGGAGACAUCCUGCAUGUGAUUAACGCGUCUGAUGAUGAGUGGUGGCAGGCGCGGAGAGUCACUCCAGAUGGAGACAGUGAGGAGAUGGGGGUCAUCCCCAGUAAGAGGAGGGUGGAGAGAAAAGAGCGAGCUCGGCUGAAGACAGUCAAAUUCAAUGCAAAGCCUGGCAGCAUUGACUCUAAAGGGUCAUUCAGUGAAAAACGUAGAAAGAACUCCAUCUUUUCACGAAAGUUCCCUUUCUACAAGAACAAGGAGCUGGAUGAGCAAGACGGCAGUGACUCAGAACGGAGCCAAGAGGAUGUGAUCCUCUCCUAUGAGCCUGUGCUUCGGCAAGAAAUCAACUAUGCCAGACCCGUGAUCAUUCUGGGGCCCAUGAAAGACAGAAUCAAUGAUGAUCUCAUCUCUGAAUUUCCAGACAAGUUUGGCUCAUGUGUGCCACAUACUACAAGAGCGAAGCGAGAUUAUGAAGUCGAUGGGCGAGAUUACCACUUUGUCACCUCGCGAGAGCAAAUGGAGAAGGACAUACAAGAGCACAAGUUCAUCGAGGCCGGACAGUACAAUGACAACCUGUAUGGAACCAGCGUCCAGUCAGUCAGAUACGUGGCUGAGAGGGGAAAGCACUGCAUACUUGAUGUAUCAGGAAAUGCCAUAAAGAGGCUACAAGUAGCACAACUCUACCCUAUCGCCAUCUUUAUAAAGCCUAAGUCCAUCGAAUCAUUAAUGGAGAUGAACAAGAGGUUGACGGAAGAGCAAGCCAAGAAGACAUAUGACCGGGCCAUGAAGCUGGAACAGGAGUUUGGCGAAUACUUUACAGCACUGGUGCAAGUAGACACUCUGGAGGAUAUUUACACUCAGUGUAAGAUGGUAAUCGAGGAGCAGUCAGGACCUUAUAUCUGGAUUCCCUCCAAAGAAAAGCUAUAAGGAAGAAACUCCCCUACCAGGGACCUCUGAACUGCAAAAAAUAAAAAAUAAGCAUCAUUUGUAACAUAUGAUAAAUUAUUAUGGUAAUGUUUCUUAUUGAUAAUUAUAGUGAAUAUAAUUUCAUUUGUUUGUUAGUUUAUCUGUUAUGUUUGCAUUUUUUUUUUCACUUUCAAUUUGAAUGUUUCUGAAUGUACACCACAAAGUGUUGGAGACAUUUUUGGCCUCGAAAAAAGGACUGUUUGUAUAUAUUGGAUAGUAUUUUUCAUUAAGAAAAAAAAGUUAUCAGACGCAUCAAAAUGUACACUGGCCAUUUUUGUUCAUGUUAAUUCCGGUUGGAGUUUGAACUGGAAGGACGGAGCAGACAGGGUCAGGACUGUGGAAGAUGGAUAAUCUUCACAUCAUCUCAAUUCUUGUCAUUGUAAACGAUAUCAGUUUCGCUCGCUUCAUGUCCGGCUGCUGCCCUGCAGGACCCUUCUCCCCACCAUCAGCUCACUCUGCAGCGUUCGACAUCUCUCCCACUUUGGAUCUAUGCAUUCCACUUUUCCUUAUUUGUACAAUGAUUUUUUUUGUAUUUAUUUUUGUUUUAUGCCAUCCCCUUUAUUUAAGUGUUUUCUUGAAGAUUUUUAAUUUCAAGUUGUACACGUAGGUCUGGAAUUAUCUGAAAAAGUCGAAUGAUGCUUUAAUUUGUGUGAACUGUAAAAAGGGAUACAGCUAGGUAUAGGCACUAUAUAAAUCAUUAUAUGACACUAUAUUUUGCUAUUUAUAUUGAUUAUAGGGCACAACAAAACAGAACUAUUUAUAAAUAUGUAUAACUUUGUUUAAAGAACACUUUUGAAAAAGAUUUUAUUGGCGCAAGAUACAGUGGUGUGUCGUAAGUAGGAGUAGAAAUGGUUGGGGUGUCAUGCAUCCUGUGAGAACUAGUCUUCAUUAAGGAAGUUUGUGUGUGUGUGUGUAAAAAAAAUAUAUAUAUAUAUAUAUAUAUAUAUAUAUAUAUAUAUAUAUGGUGGUGACCAAUAGUUUUGGAGGAUUUUUUUGCUGAUCAAACUCAUGCUUGCUGAUUGCAAAAUGCAAAGUACAGAAAUGCAGAUGUUUGGUGUUGUCUAAAUUUUGGCUUCCGGAGAAGUCACAGAAAGUAACAGCUAACGGAGGAACUGUUCCGUUUUGUUGCUGAGGUUGGUGCCACUGUUUCCUGUGCCAGGCUUAUCUCUAUUAAAAAGUUACAACAAAAAACAGGCUUUAAACAUAUACGGCAGAGAUGUGUGUGGGUGUGCGUUUGUUUGUUUGUUUGUUUGUACCUGUACACAUAUUUUAUGCGUAUGUGCGCAUACCCUUCUUAGAACUAGGACUAAGAAUUAGCUAGCGUUUUUCUAACGGAAAAUCUAAGCCACAAAGGUUAAAACGCAUGUGCAGAGCAGGAAAUCAUAUUGUUCCAGUGUUCACACUGACAAUGUGUCAUGUAGAGGCCUGCUGAUUUAUUGGUCACCACUUGCCUUAAAGAUGAAUGCUUUUUGACUGGGAGAGAGUUUUUCUACAUGUUGCUCUGAUUGACUGCAUUUAUGCUGGAUUUCAUUAUAAUUCAAAUGUGUGACAGACAAUGUGAGAAUGUUGAGAGAAAGUUAAGAAAGCAACCAUAAUCAUGAUCUACAUAAAGAGUGAAUGAAGUUUUGUGGCGUCCCAAUGCCCUUCCAAAUAGAAUCAAAUAUAAAGUAAAUUUUAUCAAAUGUCCCUGUUUUUAUGCAGCAUAUUGUUCCUAAAAUUGGAACUGUUUAUAUGUUUAAGGCCUGAAUAUGCUGGAGGAUGAACUUCAUUGUUGGGAAUCUUACAAUCACAUUUUAUGAAGGAAAAAACAAAAAAAUGCCUGCCAGCAGACCGUUCACUGCAGCAAGCCUAGCACACACACUAGAAGAGACAAAGCAAUAAUUUGCAUAAAACCUAUCUAUCUAAAUUCCUUAUUAUUGUCACAGUGGAGUUGCUUGUGAUUCAGAUAGCAGCCAAAACAUUUGACCGUCCUUUCAGUGUAUCCAGGCCUUUGUACUUUCACACUGUGUUUCAUGUUAUUGUAUCCCGUUUCAUCACACCAUUUCAAAUGAGUGUCAAAUAUUUAGCUGAUUUCCUUCAGGAUGGUUUGUAAGACAUCACCUUACAGACCUUACAGACUGUGUGCACUGGAGAGAGGGAUCCUGCAGCAUUACGGUGCUCCUUGUGUCAUCUAGUCCCCUAAAACAGUCACCUAAUAAACAACUGACAGAAAUGGAGCCGUAUUUUUUCUCAGGGUUGCCACAUAGGGCGUAAUGACUAAUCAAACCAAACCCCAGAGAGCAACGUGUUAAAAUUAGUUACAAUUAAGGCCUUUUGUUUCUCUCCUGAUCUUCCUUAGCACACUAAAGUACUGUACUUAACUAAAAUAGGAUUAUACUUCCCCCUCUUCUUCUUUCAUGCCUAAUAUUGUGCAAUGUUGUAAAUAUGUUCCAUUAGCACUUUAGUCAUACUGGAAAUAAAUUCCUGCCCAGCACCUUUUUAGCCUUUAUUUCUCUUGAAACAUUUUAUGCUCCCCUUCACUUCAUUGUACAUAGAGAGUUGUUUCAUUCCAUGGGUGUAAACAUUUAAAGCACACAUCAUGUUAUCAAUCACUGACAUACUGUAUGUUCUUAUAGAAACAGGUUUGUUCUUUUUGUAUUUAUAUUUUCAAGGAAAAAAUGGAAGGAAGUAACAUGUCCUUUGCAUCCUGUUGCAGUAUGUAACCCAGUUGCUUUGAAAUGUCACAAUAAACCUUUGCUUUAGGCAUAUAUGAAGGCACUCCACUCAUGUCUACUAAUGUAAAUUAAAGAUUUGGUGGGACUUUUCCACACAAACUGA